GUUCGGAAGCCCACGUGUGUGUGUUUAUGACAAUUACUACCACGGAGGGAGAAGAGAUGGCAGGAAGUACGAGCAUACAGUUUGUGCCUUGGGCAUUCCAUGAGACUGCCGCCUACCGGUACAUCCCCUGCAAUUUCCAUGAGCUCUCCCCGGAUCGGUACAACUUCAGUGGGGACAGGGAUCUAGAACACUUCCUGCAAUUGGCCCAAGACAUUGGUCUGCUGGUUGUACUGAGGCCUGGGCCCUAUAUCUGUGGAGAGUGGGAUAUGGGGUGCUUGCCUGCCUGGCUGCUCCACAAGAAAGACAUUGUCCUGCAUUCCUCAGACCCAGAUUACAUUGCAGCUGCUGACAAGUGGAUGGGCAAACUACUGCCAAUGUUAAAGCGUUCCUUUAUCGGAACAGUGGACCCAUCAUUACUGUUCAGGUGGAGAAUGAGUACGGCAGCUACUUUGCCUGUGACUACAACUACCUGAGUCACAUGACCAGUCUUCAGGUUCUUCAAAAAAGGAAUAUGUAUGUUGCAAUUCAAUAUGGUCUUGUCACCAGGUUGCUGCUGGAAUCCUAGAGCGGGAUUAGGCCCUGACCAUCAACGUGACUGGGAAGGCUGGGAGUCAUGUGGACAUACUGGUGGAGAAUAUGGGCUGAGUCAACUAUGGGACAUCAUGACUUUAAGGCAAUAUGUUAUUUCAAGUUGGCUCUCCAUGGUAGACAUUUAACCACCAUUAAUAAAGCACCCUUCCAUUAGCUACUUAAUUUGACAUAACCUUAUUCUCUCUCUCAUUUAUUUAUAUAUAUAUAUGAGACACACAGAGGGCCUGGUGUCUAACCUGACAUUGGGGGCCGAUAUCCACACCGUCUGGUUCGUCUUCAGCAUCGACAGGGCUGUUAGCCAGGGUCUUCUCUGGGAGAUGGGCUCCAGGGAGGCUGGCCUCCCACCACCCUCUCCGUCCCCUCCUUCUAUGGGGGCACCUUCGUCAUCCCAGACCUGCCCCAGGAUACCUACAUCCAGUUCCUUGACUGGAGAAAGGUGGGGUUUUACCUUUAAGAAGAUUUUGAUUGUUGAAUGGCUGUACUGUGUUGUUCCUGAGCAGGCACCACAACUACAAAUGACCUUAUAGAUAAUGUGACUGACUAGUCAACUGCAAAUGACCUUAUAGAUAAUGUGACUGACUAGUCAACUGCAAAUUACCUUAUAGCUAAUAUCACUGACCUGUGUCAUCUGUGCGUUGACAAGACUGGUGUGUUAGGCUUCUGAGCUAAAGCCUAGGCAUUAGCCUUAGACACACCUCUUCAGAUCUCAGGCAAGGUUACUCAUCACACAAGCGUGGUUUACUGAACCACGUUACUUUCAUAUACCCUGGUGCAGCAUACUUGUUCAUGGUCCCUGACAUUACUGAAUCCGCGGCCCACAAAUCACCUUGUACGUGCCCGCUAGCAUCCUGAGCACAUGACCGUCCUGGAGCUGGAGGGGACCCAUGCACCCCCGGGCCCUGUACUGUGGAGGUCGCCAAAACACUAGUCCUGAACGCCACGGUUGUCUGACCACAAACACCAGAGGGCGCUGUUCCAUAAAGAGGAUCUCUCAUGAGCACUUAUGAAAAAUGCACUUACUGUAUGCGAUCUAUUUGCACUGACCUUUUUUUAAAUCAAAAAGUAAUGUUUAUAAAUGAAUGACGGGAGGCUGUACCUCUUACCUCUAUUUGACCAUUCAGGGUCUUAAAACCCUACAUGAUUUUGUUUACACAAGCAUCUGUAUUCAAAGGUGAAUUAAGUAUGUGUCAUUUGAACAGUAUGUAUGUUUGGAAAUUGAAUCAAGUUCACUAAGGAAAAUGAGUCAUUUAGAAGGGAUAGGAACUUGAGGUCAGUGGUGCUCAAAUCAUGAACCUGGAGGUCCAUAGUACUGCUGGUUUUCUUUUUAUGCCAGUGCUCUAUGCAUGCACCUUUAUAAAGGCAUUUUCCCCGAUGUUCACAGAGAUCACAUUCAUGGUAAACGCUGGCAUGUCUGCUCAAGUGUAAAUGACCUUUAAAAGUUUCUUAUAGUGCGCCUUCCAUUAAAUCUUGCCUCCUAUUGUGAAUAUGUGAGCCAAAUGGUCUGUGCCUUAUUGUGUGCCACCUAACUGGGAUAUUAUGCUUUCAUAGAUUUCUGUAAUGAACCAUUUUGGGUGUCUUGUAAAUGAAUAGUGAUUGCGUCCAACUGAACCUCAUCUGCUUCUUUUGCUCAAUUUAAUUAUUUCAAAUACUUUGGGAUUUCUUGGUUGUUGUGAUUUUUGUUAAUGUGUUGUUUAAUGUGCAGGCACGAACCAUUCUGUACUUUUUGAUUUAAAAAUGUUUUUAAUAAAAUGUGAAUGCUA
This is a messenger RNA of Oncorhynchus kisutch (coho salmon), 2351 nucleotides long. RefSeq names its product beta-galactosidase-like. Gene Ontology annotation, biological process: carbohydrate metabolic process. The coding region runs from base 27 to 473 and encodes 148 amino acids. The transcript has 5 exons. The record is from RefSeq and is a predicted model, not a curated record. Gene Ontology annotation, molecular function: hydrolase activity, hydrolyzing O-glycosyl compounds. NCBI's taxonomy places the organism in Eukaryota, Metazoa, Chordata, Actinopteri, Salmoniformes, Salmonidae.